CCCGCGCCGCCCGCGCGCGGGCUCGGGGAGGCGCCGAGUGAGCGGGAGAAGCAGGAGAGAAUUGAAGUUCAAAAGGAAAAGCAGCGAGAGCUGAUCCUACAGCUCAAGACACAAUUGGAUGACUUGGAGACCUUUGCUUACCAAGAGGGCAGUUAUGAUUCCCUGCCACAGUCUGUGGUCAUGGAAAGACAGCGGGUGAUUAUAGAUGAGUUGAUAAAGAAGUUGGAUAUGAACCUGAACGACGAUAUUGCAUCGUUGUCCCCGGAUGAGCUGCGUCACCGGGUGGAUGCUGCUAUUGCACAGAUUGUCAAUCCAGCAAGGGUGAAGGAGCAACUAGUGGAACAGCUUAAGACGCAAAUACGGGACCUUGAGAUGUUCAUCAACUUCAUUCAGGAUGAAGUUGGAAGUCCUGGCAAGCUAGAAGAUGGACACUGUGAAUGCUCAGGCAAGACAGCUGCAAGUAGCUCCUAUAAACCAAAUAGCAGGCUGCCUCCUGGGAAUAACAGAGUGCACCCCGAGGAUGCCAGAAAGAUGAGAGAAACAGGUCUGCAUCUCAUGCGGCGCAUGCUUGCUGUGCUGCAGAUAUUUGCUGUCAGUCAGUUUGGUUGUGCUACGGGUCAGAUACCCCGCACCCUCUGGCAGAAGGACCAAGCUAAUAAAGACUAUUCUCCUUUAAUUAAGAGACUGGAGCUGUCUGUAGACAAAGUGAAGCAGCUGAUAUUGAAGCACCAGCAGCAGGACCAUGUUGUCAGCUAUUCCAGCAUGCAGGAUGUUCCCUUAGGAGGGCGAGAUGAGCUGACUUUGGCUGUGCGGAAGGAGCUGACCAUUGCUUUACGAGACCUUCUGGCUCAUGGGCUCUAUGCUUCUUCUCAAGGGAUGAGCUUGGUGUUGGCACCCAUUGCGUGUUUGAUUCCUGCCUUUACUUCAUCACCACAGACCAUGCACCCAUGGGAGCUCUUUGUUAAGUAUUACAAUACCAAGAACGGUCGCGCCUUUGUGGAGUCCCCAGCUCGUAAACUCUCCCAGUCCUUUGCCCUGCCUGUGACAGGAGGUGUUGCUGCGACCCCCAAGCAGAGCCUGCUGACAGCUAUUCACACUGUCCUCACAGAACAUGAUCCCUUCAAACGCAGUGCAGACUCUGAACUGAAGGCCUUGGUGUGUAUGGCUUUAAAUGAGCAGCGCUUGGUGUCCUGGGUGAACCUCAUCUGCAAAUCUGGGGUUCUGAUACAGUCUCACUACCAGCCCUGGAGCUACAUGGCCAACACAGGCUUUGAGAGUGCACUCAAUAUUCUCAGUCGCCUGAGCAACUCCAAGUUCAACCUCCCUGUGGAUUUGGCUGUCCGGCAGCUGAAAAACAUCAAAGAUGCUUUUUGACAUGUCCUUUACAGAUCAGUCCCCACCUCCUCUUAGUAGGCAGCUAUUGAUCUCAAGGACCCUUUUUCUUAAGACCAAGCUUGGUUCAUUUGAGGAUGAUCUUAAAUUUUACUUGAGUGUCUCAAAUACUUGAGUACUUGAAUGUCUCAACACUGGAAACCUUCACUGUUCGAUUGCCUGUGAGGAAAUGCUGCUGACUUUUAGGUUGAGCAUCCUACCCCUCAAACCUGUGCUCAUUCAGCUCUCAAGUCAGUGAAGCUGCUACAGCCAUUUGCACAGGGUCUACCAACUAUCAUGUGCCAGAAAUGAGGAGCUGCCUGAAAUGUAAUAAACAAGAGCCUGAUUAUACAGCCAGU
Messenger RNA from Gavialis gangeticus (Gharial), 1730 nucleotides. It is a transcript of the gene RUNDC1, whose product is annotated as RUN domain containing 1. The transcript has 5 exons. NCBI's taxonomy places the organism in Eukaryota, Metazoa, Chordata, Crocodylia, Gavialidae. The annotation marks the transcript as partial. The record is from RefSeq and is a predicted model, not a curated record.